Molecule: messenger RNA, 1758 nt
Organism: Moesziomyces antarcticus
Lineage: Eukaryota; Fungi; Basidiomycota; Ustilaginomycetes; Ustilaginales; Ustilaginaceae
Product: pyruvate decarboxylase THI3
Exons: 1
Coding region: 1-1758 (585 amino acids)
Molecular function (GO): thiamine pyrophosphate binding; magnesium ion binding; carboxy-lyase activity
Source: RefSeq, a predicted model, not a curated record
AUGUCGGACAGCGAGGUCAAGAUCGGCAGCUACUUGCUCGAGCGCCUGGCGCAGCUGGGCACGCACAGCGUCCAGGGUGUUCCGGGCGACUUCAACAUGGGCUUUCUCGAUCUCAUCGAGGACCACGCCCAGCUGCGCUGGAUCGGCAAUGCGAACGAGCUCAAUGCGGCGUAUGCCGCAGACGGGUAUGCGCGCGUCAAGCGCACGCUCGGCGCCGUGGUGACCACGUUUGGCGUUGGCGAGCUGAGUGCGCUCAACGGUGUGGCCGGCAGCUUCUCGGAGCGUCUGCCGGUGAUCCACAUUGUAGGCGUGCCCUCCACGGCGGCACAGGGCAGCCACUCGCUUCUGCACCACACGCUCGGCGACGGCCGCUUCUCGGCAUUCGAGAAUAUGAGCAAGGAGAUCUCGGUGGACAGUGCGGUGCUCAAGCAGAAGGAGGGAGCCGGCGAGGCCAUUGACCGCAUCCUCGUAAGCGCGAUGAGCAAAGCUCGCCCCGUCUACCUUGCUCUGCCUACCGAUCUGGUGCAUGCCACCAUCCCCGCGGGCGCGCUCAAGACACCGAUCGAGUACAGUCCGCCAGCCAACGACGAGGAUGCGGAAAAGUACGUGCUGGAUGUGGCUCACAACCACAUCGCCAAGGCCAAGAGUGCCGUCAUCCUGGUCGACGCAUGUGCGGCGCGCCAUGGAUGCAUCGAAGAGUCGCGCGAGCUCAUCGAAAAGUCGGGCCUGCCCGUCUUUGCCACGCCCAUGGGCAAGGCUAUCAUCGACGAGGACCACGCACAGUACGGCGGGAUCUACGUGGGCAAUCUGACCACCGAGCCGGUCAAGCAGGUGCUCGAGUCGGCCGACGUACUCAUCAUGCUUGGCUCGCUCAAGAGCGACUUUAAUUCGGGCAACUUUAGCUACCGCACGCCGCGGUCGCGCACCAUCGAGCUGCAUUCGGACUACACCACCAUCGGCUACUCGCACUAUCCAGGCAUCGGCAUGAAGCGCUUGCUGCCCAAGCUGAGCGCCAAGCUCGCUGCGGGCGGGGAGAAGCGCCGGGAGGAGACGAUGCAGGUGGUGCCCAAGUUCACCAACGUGCUGCCGGACGAGAAGGGAGAUGCGAUCAGCCAGGCGUGGUUGUGGCCUCGCAUGGGUAUGUUCUUCCAGCCCAAGGAUCAGGUGGUGGUGGAAACGGGCACGUCGAGCUUCGGGAUGCUCGAGGCCAAGCUGCCACGCGAGACGCGCUGGGUAUCUCAGGUGCUUUGGGGAUCCAUCGGCUGGUCGGUGGGUGCCACGCUCGGUGUGGCGCUCGCCGCACGCGAACUGCAAAUCGGCCGCACCCAUCUGUUCGUCGGCGACGGCUCCCUCCAGUUGACAGUGCAGGAGGUGGGCACCAUGAUCAAGCACGGCCUCAACCCGUACCUGUUUGUGCUCAACAACGACGGCUACGAGAUCGAACGCCAGAUCCACGGCCCCCAGCGCAGCUACAACGACAUCCAGCCUUACGACCACUCGAUCCUGCUCGACUUUUUCUCGCGCCCCAAAAACGCACCGCAGUCGCAAGAGGAGAGCCACAGCAGGGAUCCCAAGCCAAGCAACAAGCAGUACUACGCGGUCAAGACAAAGAAGGAGUUGGACGAGCUGCUGAGUGAUGCGCACUUCAACACGCCGGAUCGCAUCAGGCUCAUCGAAAUCUUUGUUCCGCGCGGUGACGCACCCACUGCUCUCAAGCGCCAGGCCGAGGCGACUGGCUCAGCCAACAAGUACGACUAG